AUGAGGAAUUCUGCUGUCGUUGUCGCAGCUUUGUACUUUCAUUGCUUCGAUCAGGUAUCUGCGUUUGUUGCAAUCCCAACUAGACACCACCGAGUCGCGAAAACCUCACAAAGGGUGUUGCCCAGGGUGGCUGGUAUUGCUGGUAAAGAAAUUGACUUGAGUCUGGACGAAGUUCUUCCAAUCCAGGAUGAAGCUGCUACCGUUUCGCAACAAGUCUUCAAGUUGUCGUCAACUCAGCUUGGACAAACUGUUGGCUAUCGCGUGGCGCUUCUAGGUGUUUCCGUUGCGUACAGCUUGGAGCUCCUACUGCCUGUCUUGCAAGAUGCGGGCCUCUCGGUAUUCCCUGAAGUCGAUCCCAUCCUGCCUCUUGCCGCUAUAGGAUUCACCACCGCUGCUGCGGCUCUGGCGCCCAAAGCUGGCAUGUUAAAAAGCGGAGCCAAGAAGAAAUCCGUGAUGUUGGUGGACGGAAAAGUGUUGGCUGCGUCGGUGGCAACUUUAGUUGCGGGGCAACCUCUGGUUGGGCUAGCUGCUUUGUUUGUGCGAGAAAUAUACUACUUUGGGCUUGCUUACAAAAUGGAGGCGGCGCUGGGCCUUGCUGCCAGUCUAUGGGUUCUUCUGUCACCAGGGGACCCGUCGGGGGUCCCAGACACUGUGGCUUGUCUCGCCCUGGCAGUCAUGGUAUUUGGUAAAAUAUUUGAACCAUUGCAAGAAGACUGGAAUCCCAAUCAAAGCGAAUUCUUAGCUAAAGAUAAGCUCUAG
This is a messenger RNA of Seminavis robusta, 759 nucleotides long. Lineage: Eukaryota; Bacillariophyta; Bacillariophyceae; Naviculales; Naviculaceae. The record is from the annotation of a GenBank genome assembly.